Sipha flava (yellow sugarcane aphid) is the source of this 2007-nucleotide messenger RNA. It is a transcript of the gene tilB, whose product is annotated as protein tilB homolog. Gene Ontology annotation, cellular component: cytoplasm. Gene Ontology annotation, biological process: outer dynein arm assembly. NCBI's taxonomy places the organism in Eukaryota, Metazoa, Arthropoda, Insecta, Hemiptera, Aphididae. The record is from RefSeq and is a predicted model, not a curated record. The transcript is spliced from 9 exons. Gene Ontology annotation, molecular function: protein binding. Bases 229 to 1452 code for a protein of 407 amino acids.
AAAAUAUUAAAAACGUACAAUAAUCAAAGGCUCCAUAGCAACGACAGAGAACUAUAAAUUCGUCCAAAUCGCUUAGCGUACACAUAGCCACGUAGACGCCUCUUGUACACUACUAUAAUUCAUACGAGUUAUAUGUUCGAGAGAUUUUAAGAAGUUUCCUCGAUCAUUCCUGUUUUUCAUGACCCGAUCAAAUACGAAAAAAAAGUUAAAAAUUUAAAAAGUACAAUCAUGGCUACUAUUUCUAUUGAACUUAUAAGGAAACGAUCUGAACAUAAUGAAGGUGAAAUUGGUACUUUAGAAGAAAUAUCUUUGCACCAGGAAGAUAUUACUAAAAUAGAGAAUUUACAAAAUUGGUGCAAAAAUUUAAAAAUAUUAUUUUUACAGUCAAAUUUGAUAUUCAAAAUAGAAAACUUGAACAAAUUAAAACAGUUGGAAUAUUUGAAUUUGGCAUUAAAUUGCAUUGAAAAAAUAGAAAAUUUGGACCGUUGUGAAUCUUUGAACAAAUUAGAUUUAACCAUGAAUUUUAUUGGAGAACUCACAAGUAUCGAAUCGUUGAAACACAAUAUACAUUUAACAACGUUAUUUCUUACUGGGAAUCCUUGUACUGAUUAUGAUGGAUAUCGUGAAUUUGUUAUUGGUACUUUACCUCAGAUUAAUGUACUUGACGGAGUAGAAGUGACUCAUCGUGAUAAAUUAGUUGCCAAACAACAGUUGUCCACUGUCAAACGUAAAAUUAUCGUUCAACAAAAUGCAUACGAAAAAUCGAAAAGGGAAAAAAAAAAUUCUUCGAAAUCUUUAAAAAUUACAGAAAACAUUUUGGAAACUGAUGAACCUUAUGAUGAUAAAUCAGAUGAAGAUUUUUGGAAUCAGCCUAGUGAAAAUACUCCGGAGUGUCGUGUGGAAAUGGCGAUGCACAGUAGACGUGCUCAACGCAAACAAGAUGAAGCGAAAAAAACGCCAAAAAAAGAAACGUGGACGCCCAAACUGUUUACCGACACCGGUCGUCCGUAUAACUUGAACCAAGCAAAAGUGCCAUACAAACUGGACGAUGAACAGAACAGAUAUAUACUGACCGUUGAGGUCUAUAAAUUCAUGGACACCGAAGAGUUAGACGUAGAUGUACAACCCACGUACGUGCGAGUCACUAUGCGGAAAAAGAUACUGCAAUUAGUGCUGGACGAAGAAGUUAAAGUGGACGAAUCCAGUGCGAAACGGUUGAUCGGUUCAAAACGAUUGGAAAUAACCAUGCCUAAAGUAAAACAAAUUAUCAGUCCUGUUAAAAAACAACGCGUGAAGGAUCAAGAUGUUCGCGAAGAAAGUGGGUCCAAAUUGACGGACGAAGUACUGGACCAAAAAAGGCAAGUGGAGUUUUGGAACAUAACUAAUGAACCGACAAAUAGAAACGUAGUUAAAAAUUUCAUAGACAAUCCUGAAGUUCCGCCUUUGGAGUAAACUUAUUACAGAGUACACCUGUUUGUUUACAAUUUCAUUAAUAAUUUUUCACGGUAAUGCUUAAACUUUAAGAACAAUAAAUAAUGAAAACUUAGGCAUGUCCAUCAUUUUCCAAUUGAUUGUUUAUAAUCAAAAUACGUAUACCAUCGUGUAUUACUCAUAUGUACAUUUUAACCGAUGCGUUGUUGUUAUAAAUUUUUCAUUUCUACUUGAUAUAACACAAUCGUGUUCGCGUUUAUGUUGGAUGAAUGUUAUGAUCACAGACAUGCAAAAAAUUAUUUUCAAGAAUACAAAAAUAUACUAUAGUCACAGUAACACUUCACCAAAAUCAGGACAUAAACAACAUGUUAUAAACACAUGGUUGGAAGACAUAUAACACGAAUAUUUGUGCAUAUCAUUCUGUUUUUUUCCCUUCCGGAAAGUGUAAAAACAAAAGAGAGUAGGUCAGCCUAAAUUUUGUGGGCCAUAGAGAAUUAAUUUGUUUUUGUACACAUUUCAACAGUUUUACUUAUAUUAAUAAUACUUUAAUGUUGAGCUUUAUUCCUCAAAUAAAAC